Messenger RNA from Gracilinanus agilis (Agile Gracile Mouse Opossum), 1166 nucleotides. RefSeq names its product charged multivesicular body protein 2B (gene CHMP2B). The transcript is spliced from 6 exons. Lineage: Eukaryota; Metazoa; Chordata; Mammalia; Didelphimorphia; Didelphidae. The record is from RefSeq and is a predicted model, not a curated record. Gene Ontology annotation, cellular component: multivesicular body; ESCRT III complex. Gene Ontology annotation, biological process: protein transport; late endosome to vacuole transport; endosome transport via multivesicular body sorting pathway. Bases 402 to 1046 code for a protein of 214 amino acids.
GUUGUACAGAGGUCGCUGGGGGCUGGGGAGAGAAGGGGCGGGACUGGCAGAAGGAAGGGCAACGACGAAGCGGCCUCUCCGUCAGCCUCUUCCCUGCGCAGGUUCCAGGGCUUGUACGCGCAAGCGCUGGGGCGGGGAGACAGACUUCUUAAAGAAAAAAAAAAAAAAAAAAAAAAAGUCAGUUCGCUCCCUUCCCGGUCACCUGAGCUCCCGGAUAGGCGACGCGGCGGACGCGGCGGACGCGGCGGACGCGGCGGCGCAGACCCCGCACCACCACCCCGAGCUGUCCUGGGGACCCGUGACUCUUCUCCCCGCCCUGCCAACCCAUUCCCUUCCAAGGUUCCCCGGGCCUAUCUCCUGCCCUUCCCCAGCUCGACGACCCGGGGCGGGGGUCUGUGACCAUGGCCUCUCUUUUCAAGAAGAAGACUGUAGAUGAUGUAAUAAAGGAGCAGAAUCGAGAGUUACGAGGCACACAGAGGGCUAUAAUGAGAGAUCGAGCAGCAUUAGAAAAACAGGAAAAACAGCUGGAAUUAGAAAUUAAGAAAAUGGCCAAGAUUGGUAACAAAGAAGCCUGCAGAGUUUUAGCUAAACAGCUUGUGCAACUGAGGAAACAGAAAACUAGAACUUUUGCUGUAAGUUCAAAAGUCACUUCUAUGUCUACACAAACUAAAGUAAUGAAUUCUCAGAUGAAGAUGGCUGGAGCCAUGUCAACUACUGCAAAAACAAUGCAGGCAGUUAACAAGAAGAUGGAUCCACAAAAGACAUUACAAACAAUGCAGAAUUUCCAGAAGGAAAACAUGAAAAUGGAAAUGACUGAAGAAAUGAUCAAUGAUACACUGGAUGACAUUUUUGAUGGAUCUGAUGAUGAAGAAGAAAGCCAGGAUAUUGUGAACCAGGUGCUUGAUGAAAUUGGAAUUGAAAUCUCUGGAAAGAUGGCCAAAGCACCAUCAGCUGCCCGAGGCUUACCAUCUGCAUCCACAUCAAAAGCAUCUACAAUCUCUGAUGAAGAGAUUGAACGGCAACUUAAAGCAUUGGGCGUAGAUUAGUUGAAAUGUAUUUAUAUGUGUUAAUGAUUUACAAUCAGUAUAAAACUGGCACAACGGAGAUUCUUUUUACAAGAUUUAUUUAUUUUGCAGAAAAGACAGUCAAUGAAGUUUCAAUCCACA